Nothoprocta perdicaria is the source of this 5742-nucleotide messenger RNA. RefSeq names its product protein tyrosine phosphatase, receptor type T (gene PTPRT). Gene Ontology annotation, biological process: protein dephosphorylation. Lineage: Eukaryota; Metazoa; Chordata; Aves; Tinamiformes; Tinamidae. The transcript has 34 exons. The coding region runs from base 1 to 4449 and encodes 1482 amino acids. Gene Ontology annotation, cellular component: membrane. Gene Ontology annotation, molecular function: protein tyrosine phosphatase activity; protein binding. The record is from RefSeq and is a predicted model, not a curated record.
AUGACCCUGAGGCCAUGCGGUUGCUCGUUUGAUGAGCACUACAGUAACUGUGGUUAUAGCGUGGCUUUGGGAACCAAUGGAUUUACCUGGGAGCAGGUUAAUACCUGGGAAAAGCCAACAAUGGACCCAGCUGUUCCAACUGGCUCCUUCAUGAUGGUAAACAGCUCUGGACGGGCAUCUGGGCAGAAAGCCCACUUGCUUUUGCCUACGUUGAAGGAAAAUGACACCCAUUGCAUCGACUUCCACUAUUACUUAUCCAGCAGAGACCGUUCCAGUCCUGGCUCGCUGAAUGUCUACGUGAAGGUGAACGGUGGACCGCAGGGCAAUCCCAUAUGGAAUGUGUCAGGGAUUGUUACAGAAGGAUGGGUGAAGGCGGAACUUGCCAUCAGUACGUUCUGGCCACAUUUUUAUCAGGUGAUAUUUGAAUCCGUCUCCUUGAAAGGACAUCCAGGGUACAUCGCUGUGGAUGAAGUCAGGGUUCUUGCCCAUCCGUGCAGGAAAGCGCCUCAUUUCCUGCGGCUGCAGAACGUGGAGGUCAACGUGGGGCAGAACGCCACCUUCCAGUGCAUCGCUGGCGGCAAGUGGUCCCAGCACGACAAGCUCUGGCUCCAGCAGUGGAAUGGGAGGGACACGGCGCUGAUGGUGACGCGGGUGGUCAACCACCGGCGCUUCUCGGCGACGGUCAGCGUGGCCGACACGUCGCAGCGCAGCGUCAGCAAGUACCGCUGCGUCAUCCGCUCCGACGGCGGCUCCGGCGUUUCCAACUACGCCGAGCUGAUAGUGAAAGAACCCCCAACGCCGAUUGCCCCUCCGGAGCUGCUGGCGGUCGGAGCUACCUACCUGUGGAUCAAGCCCAAUGCCAACUCCAUCAUCGGAGACGGGCCCAUCAUCCUGAAGGAGGUGGAGUAUCGGACAACCACUGGGAACUGGGCGGAAACGCACAUCGUGGACUCCCCUAACUACAAACUGUGGCACUUGGAUCCCGAUGUGGAGUACGAGAUCCGAGUGCUGCUCACGCGCCCCGGUGAAGGAGGCACAGGGCCCCCGGGACCACCGCUCACAACGAGAACCAAAUGUGCAGAUCCAGUGCACGGACCGCAGAACGUGGAAGUGGUCGACAUCCGUUCGCGGCAGCUGACCUUGCAGUGGGAGCCCUUCGGCUACGCCGUGACCCGCUGCCACAGCUACAACCUCACGGUCCAGUACCAGUACGUGUUCAACCAGCAGAAGUUUGAAGCCGAGGAGCUCAUCCAGACCUCGUCCCACUACACCUUGCGAGGCCUGCGGCCCUUCAUGACCAUCAGGUUGAGGUUAGCCCUCUCCAACCCCGAGGGCAAAAUGGAGAGCGAGGAGCUGGUUGUGCAGACCGAGGAGGAUGUUCCUGGACCAGUUCCCUUGGAAUCCAUCCAGGGAGGACCUUUCGAAGAGAAGAUCUAUGUUCAGUGGAAGCCUCCAAAUGAGACAAACGGCAUCAUUACGCUCUAUGAGAUUACAUACAAGGCCGUUGGGUCUCUGGAUCCCAGUGCUGACCUGUCCAGCCAAAGAGGGAAAGUCUUCAAGCUAAGGAAUGAAACACAUCACCUCUUUGUAGGAUUAUAUCCAGGGACUACGUAUUCAUUCACCAUCAAAGCGAGCACAGUCAAGGGCUUUGGGCCACCCAUCACAACACGGAUUGCAACUAAGAUUUCAGCACCGUCCAUGCCCGAGUAUGACACAGACUCCCCGCUCAAUGARACGGACACAACCAUCACGGUCCUGCUGAAGCCUGCUCAGUCCCGGGGAGCUCCYGUCAGUGUCUAUCAACUCGUGGUCAAGGAAGAGAAGCCACAGAAAGCCCGGAGAGCUGCGGACAUCGUUGAGUGCUUCUCCGUGCCCGUGAGCUACAAGAACGCCUCCAGUCUGGACUCCCCCCACUACUUUGCAGCCGAACUGAAGCCCAUCAACCUGCCCGUCACGCAGCCCUUCACGGUGGGCGACAACAAAACCUAUAACGGCUACUGGAACGCUCCCCUCUCGCCCCUGAAGAGCUACAGCAUAUACUUCCAAGCUCUUAGCAAAGCCAAUGGAGAAACAAAAAUCAACUGUGUCCGGCUGGCGACCAAAGGAGCUUCCACCCAGAAUUCCAAUGCAGUGGAGCCAGAAAAGCAAGUUGACAGCACAGUGAAAAUGGCUGGAGUUAUAGCUGGUCUUCUGAUGUUUGUUAUUAUCCUCCUAGGAGCAAUGCUCACCAUCAAGAGAAGGAUAUUUUCUUCAUCUGACUGGCUGCCAACAUUUAGAAGAAAUGCAUAUUCCUACUCCUAUUACUUGCAUUCAAGCCAGUGUUUUAGGGGCCUCUCUGUCUUCUACAGGACCAGGAAGCUAGCCAAGAAGCAGAAGGAGACUCAGACCAGCACGCAGAGGGAGAUGGGCCCCGUGGCUACGUCAGACAAGACUUCUACCAAACUCAGUGCUGUUCACAAUGAAGAAGCUUUUUCUUCCAGCUGCCAAGAUGUUAAUGGAUUCACAUCACCCUCUCCUUGUUCAUUUUCUGUCCAAAGCAAAGCCCUUCAGAGCAAAUCUUUGUUGAAUUCCUCCUAUUCAGUCUCAUCAGACACUGUUCCAUCGACCACGCUGCUAGACGGUAGCCACGGCGAGAUGACCCAGCCAACUCUGACCAUCCAGACGCACCCGUACCGGAGCUGCGAGCCCGUGGAAAUGUCCUACCCACGGGGACAGUUCCAGCCAGCCAUCCGCGUGGCCGACCUGCUGCAGCACAUCACCCAGAUGAAGCGAGGCCAGGGCUACGGCUUCAAAGAGGAGUAUGAGGCACUACCGGAGGGGCAGACGGCAUCCUGGGAUACAGCCAAGGAAGACGAAAACCGCAAUAAGAAUCGAUAUGGAAACAUAAUCUCCUAUGAUCACUCAAGGGUGCGAUUGCAGCUGCUGGACGGGGACCCUCAUUCUGACUACAUAAACGCCAACUACAUAGACGGAUACCACCGGCCUCGUCACUACAUUGCAACUCAAGGGCCGAUGCAGGAGACGGUGAAGGAUUUCUGGAGAAUGAUUUGGCAAGAGAACUCGGCRAGCGUUGUCAUGGUCACCAACCUAGUGGAAGUGGGCAGGGUAAAAUGUGUUCGGUACUGGCCGGAUGACACAGAAGUGUAUGGAGAUAUUAAAGUCACAUUAAUUGAGACAGAACCACUGGCAGAGUAUGUCAUACGCACAUUUACUGUACAAAAGAAAGGCUACCACGAGAUCCGAGAGAUCCGGCAGUUCCACUUCACCAGCUGGCCGGACCACGGCGUUCCCUGCUACGCYACGGGCCUCCUGGGCUUCGUUCGGCAGGUGAAGUUCCUCAACCCUCCAGAAGCAGGGCCCAUCGUUGUGCACUGCAGUGCCGGGGCUGGGAGAACAGGGUGUUUUAUUGCCAUCGACAUCAUGCUUGACAUGGCGGAGAACGAAGGGGUGGUCGAUAUAUUUAACUGCGUGCGAGAGCUGCGCUCCCAAAGGGUCAAUUUGGUGCAGACAGAGGAGCAGUACGUGUUUGUCCACGAUGCCAUUUUGGAGGCAUGUCUCUGUGGCAACACAGCCAUUCCAGUCUGCGAGUUCAGAUCCAUAUAUUACAACAUCAGCAGGCUAGAUCCGCAGACCAAUUCCAGCCAGAUAAAAGAUGAAUUUCAGACUCUCAAUAUCGUGACGCCGCGUGUUCGCCCAGAAGACUGCAGCAUCGGGCUUUUGCCCAGGAACCACGACAAGAACCGCUGCAUGGACGUGCUGCCCUUGGACCGGUGCCUGCCUUUCCUCAUCUCUGUGGACGGCGAAUCGAGUAACUACAUCAAUGCUGCGCUCAUGGAUAGCCACAAGCAACCUGCUGCCUUUAUUGUAACCCAGCACCCUCUGCCCAACACCAUAGCAGACUUCUGGAGGCUGGUCUUUGAUUAUAACUGCUCCUCCGUCGUGAUGCUGAAUGAGAUGGAUGCAGCACAGCUUUGCAUGCAGUACUGGCCAGAGAAGACAUCCUGCUGUUAUGGCCCCAUCCAAGUAGAGUUUGUUUCAGCAGACAUUGAUGAAGAUAUCAUCAACCGGAUAUUCCGGAUCUGCAACAUGGCCAGGCCCCAGGAUGGAUACCGCAUCGUUCAGCACCUGCAGUACAUUGGCUGGCCAGCAUACAGGGACACCCCUCCUUCCAAACGCUCCCUCCUGAAGGUGGUCAGAAGGUUGGAGAAGUGGCAGGAGCAGUAUGAUGGCAGGGAUGGACGCACUGUUGUCCACUGCCUGAAUGGUGGGGGACGCAGCGGCACCUUCUGUGCCAUCUGCAGCGUGUGUGAGAUGAUCCAACAGCAAAAUAUCAUCGAUGUGUUCCACAUAGUGAAAACGUUGCGGAAUAACAAAUCCAACAUGGUGGAGUCRCUGGAACAGUAUAGAUUCGUAUACGAAGUUGCACUGGAAUACUUGAGCUCCUUUUAAGCCGAGCGGAGGGCGAGGAGCCUCCGAAAGGCCCGAGCCCGUCUCAGACAGACGCUCUCUCCCCUCUGCCGUGCUUGAGGGCAGUGACACCGUGCGGGAAGGAGGAACUCUCCCGCGGGAGCCGGAGGCCGGCGCUGCGCAGGGCUCGGUGCCGCCGCGGGAUGGGACGAUGCCGUGUUGGCUGCCGCCUGCUUUCAGCCGGAGCCUCUGCCGCUUCCCCGACUGCACGAACCAGCCCGGGGAGGCGGGCUGGGGGACGGGACUUUCUAACCCCCGCUGACUUCUCUCCUCUUUCGGAUUGUAUCUUUGCUCUCCUCGCUACCGAGUGGAGAUGGGAUGGYGCCGCGAGGGAAUUCUGUCUUUUAAAUGUCUCCUUUUUAAUGUAUGGUUUUGCUCUCAAAUCCCGGGCUUUAAAUUUUGAAUUUCAUGCAGCAGUCAUUUGGGGGAAAAAAAAAAGAGAUAUAGCCAUAGGGGAUAUAUGAAACUUUUCAUUACAAUUUGACUGCCUUCCCUGUUGGGGCAAAUGGGGGAGAUUCUCUUUUUUGCUUUGUUUYCUUUUUCCAAAUUUAAAGGCCAACACACACACACAAAGCUGGAAUUCUCUUCCUAUAUCCGAUUCCUUUUAGCAUGAAAAUAGACAGCGGAAAUGAGAAGCUGUUCAUGUAUUUGCUGCCUCGGCUUCUGCACAAAUGUUUCCUCCCAGUUUCUGCUAGACUCCCAAGGCUGUGCGCAGGCUGGUUACAUCUCUUGUUCCAUAUUCUUUCCAGUGCUCACAAAGCAUUGUCAUUAAAAGACUUUCACAGCCAUUUAACCUCUUAAAAGUAAACAUUUGCAUCAAACCAAUUUCAUUUGGCUUGCAACUUCGGGUAACUUUGUUACCGUAUUUUUGAAGAAUUUGCUGGGGUGCAGUGUGUCUUUAAAAAAGACAGGGUAUAAAGUUAGUAUUUAUUGGUUGUAUAUUACAUACAGUUAUUUUUUAUUUAUUCUUUGUAUUGCUGUAGAACUUAGGAGGCCUAGUCACUACAGAAGCCAAUUGAACUAGGGCAUUGUGCAAAGAACAAAAGAAGUUUGUGGUCACAGAGCUUAAAAUCUGAGGGUAAUCUUAGAAUUGUGUUUCAUCAUGGWUUCUUCACUCUUUCCAAACUGUUGUACUGGCAGAUAUAACUGAGCAAUUUAUCCAGAUUUCCAAGCCCUGCAAACUUAAAAGCAGUAACCCAUCCAAGCUGUAGGAAAGGCRAUGUACGUACACAGAAAUCUAUAGUGACAUGCGUUAAGAAAUGCAUUAGACCAGCA